Salpingoeca rosetta is the source of this 5090-nucleotide messenger RNA. RefSeq names its product TKL/DICTY4 protein kinase. Gene Ontology annotation, biological process: protein phosphorylation; cGMP biosynthetic process; intracellular signal transduction. NCBI's taxonomy places the organism in Eukaryota, Choanoflagellata, Craspedida, Salpingoecidae. The transcript is spliced from 16 exons. The coding region runs from base 97 to 4455 and encodes 1452 amino acids. Gene Ontology annotation, molecular function: ATP binding; peptide receptor activity; protein kinase activity. The record is from RefSeq and is a predicted model, not a curated record.
GUGUGCACUUUUUUCAUUUCCCUUGUCGACAGCGUGUUCAGGAACAAUCCACGCUUGGGCACCUCGACCCGUUUGACAGGCAACAACAACGCAACGAUGGCGCCCCGAGCUUCUUGGGCUGCCAUCCUGUUCUCCUUGAUGGUCGUAGUGGCCUGCUUCGGCGGUCACGUGGCUGCUGAGAUCACGAGAACAAUCCGGCUCGAUGACAACACAACAGCGACGCACUCCACCUAUCGCAUUGCUGCUCUCAGCGAUCGCGGCUUUGACUACUUCAACCGCACGAUGGCGCCAACCUUUGACGAAUAUCUCAACAACGUUGUGUCAAAGAAGUUUGAUGGCCUGGUUGAGUUUGUAACAUACCCAGCGCGAUUCCGCGAUCUCCUGGAUGAGGGUAAGGAAGACAAGUUUGACUUCGCCUUCACCAACCCGGCCAUCUUCACGUGCGCCGAGGCCGAGCUGGCCAUGUCGUCCCUCGUCACCCUUCGUCGCAACGAGCUGGGCGAGCAGCUGAGCCAGUUUGGUGCGGUCAUCUUCACACGGGCCGAUCGCGAUGAUAUCAACGGCCCAAUCGACAUUGCUGGCAAGACUGUCGCCGCCGUAUCCUUCAUUACCUUUGGUGGCUUCCAAGCACAGUGGGGUCUCUUGCGUGAUGAAGGCUUGGAUUUUCUCGUUGAUACGAAGCAGAUCAAGUUCACGGACGAUGAAAACUCGGUGGUCAAUGAAGUGAUGGAAGGCAAGAGUGAUGUUGGGUUUGUCACCAGCGGCGUCCUCGAAAUGCAAGUGUUCAACGGCACCCUGGAUUUGAAGCAGGUGAAGAUUAUCCACGCACAGAGCGUCAUUACGACGGAUGGAGACGUCUUUCCAUUCAUCACUUCGACCGAAGUGCUGUCUCCGGAGUGGGCCUUGGCGGCCAUGCCACGCGUCAACUGGCAGGUGCAAGCAGCUGUUGUCGAUGCCCUCAUCGCCAUCCAGCCCGACUCAAAGUACGCACUGCUUGGAAACUACGUUGGUUGGCAACCGCCUCUCUCUUACACCGUCACGCGCGCCCUUCAGGUGUCGCUUGGCGUGUUGUUUGAUGACGGUCUCGGCUCCUUCUCGUGUGUGCGCACCAAGUCCAUCAUCGAUGCUGUGGUGUGCCCGUUUGGAUUUGUCAAGAAGUCUGUAGAAGAGGUCGCCAAUGGCUGCGAGAUGGCUGGCAUCAUUUGUGAGGACGGCUACGACUGCCUGUGCCAGCCAUGCGAGCCCGCGUGCCCCUCCAACGCCCGCCUCCUGAGCACUGGCAGCUGUCAGUGCGAGUCUGGCUACAUUGACUUUGGCGGCGCGUGCGCGCCCAUCAUCGCCCUCGUCAUUACCAUCCUCAUCCCGCUGGCGGCGUUCAUUGUCAUCAUCGUCGUCGUCGCCAUGCGCUACCAGCAGAACAAGGUGGAUCUGUUGUGGCACAUUGCGCCCCACGAGCUCAAGUUUGAGGACCCCGUGGAGGUGCUUGGCAUCGGCUCUUACGGUGUCGUUGUCAAGGCAGAGUACCGCGGCACUGCCGUCGCUGUGAAGCGCGUCGGACCACCGGAGAAGCACAAGGGUGGGCGCCACGCGUCCCGUGCAACCCGCGACAAGCAAGGCGUGCUCAGCCCAGCUGUGCUUGCCGGUGUUCGCAGCAUGGCCGGGUCCACUGGCUCCACCAAGCACUCUGGGACCGGCAGCAAGCGUGGACGCUCGAAGCGAUCUGCGCUCCAGUCUGCGCGCACGAAGGAGAAGCGGGCCAUGGACUACAUCCUGGAGGUCUUUGACGAGGCAGCAGAGCAAGGCCAGGCUGCUGGCACAAAGUCGCACUCGAUUGCCAACUCUGCCAUGGCGAGCGGUUCUCGCUCACGGAACCUUGUCAGCCGGCUUCUGCACAAGUCCAGCAAGCGCGCCACCCUUGCACGCAUGAGGGCUGACUUUAUCACGGAGAUGCGCACGCUGUCCAAGCUACGCCAUCCGUGUGUGACGACGGUCAUGGGUGCUGUGAUGAUCAACGGAUGCGAGCCGAUGAUGAUUAUGGAGUACAUGGAUCUCGGAAGCCUCUACUCUAUCCUGCACAACGAAACCAUGGAACUCGACGGAGAGACACGUUACUACCUCACGAUUGACGUGGUGUCUGGCUGCCGCUUCCUUCAUUCGAGCAACCCACCACUCAUCCAUGGUGAUCUCAAGUCUCUCAACGUCCUCGUCGACUCCAAGUUCCGCGCCAAGGUUGCUGACUUUGGCCUGAGCGAGUCUGGUAAUGGAAAGGCAUGCGGCACCCCCUACUGGAUGGCGCCCGAGGUGCUUCGCGGCGAACCAACCACCGUCGCCUCUGAUGUUUACUCCUUUGCCAUCAUUCUGAACGAGGUCUUCAGCCGCAAGGACCCGUACCCUGUAGAUGCUGACCUUGAGAACACGUUGAAGGAGGUUAUCAAGCGCAAGCGCCGUCCACUCGUGCCGCCCAACUGUCCCGAGAACAUUGCACAGCUCAUGCGGGAGGCGUGGCACCCCGACCCGGACCGCCGGCCCUCAUUUGACGAGCUGGCGCGCCGAUUUGGCCACAUUGAUCCUUCCAACUGCCGCAUGGACGAUGGACGAAAGAAGGGCAAGGACUCGAACAAGGUGCUGGAGGACGUCUUCCCGCCACACAUCGCAAAGGCCCUUCGCGAGGGCAAGAAGAUUGAGCCCGAGCACCACGACUGCGUGACCAUCUUCUUCUCGGACAUUGUUGGGUUCACCAACAUCAGCGGCACGCUUGCGCCAGAGAAGGUCAUGAACAUGCUUGACCGCCUCUACACCAAACUCGACGCCCUCGCCGACGAGAUGGAGCUCUUCAAGGUCGAGACCAUCGGCGACGCCUACAUGGCAGUGACCAACCUGUUGAAGGAACAGAAGGACCACGCUGCGCGCAUCGGCCGCUUUGCCGUCGCCGCCAUCAAGGCCGCCAACACCACGCUCAUCAACGAGGAUGAGCCAGACCUUGGCUGCGUCAACAUCCGCGUUGGCUUCCACGCCGGCCCUGUCGUCGCAAACGUCGUUGGCACGAAGAACCCACGAUACUGCCUCUUCGGCGACACGGUCAACACGGCAUCGCGGAUGGAGAGCAACAGCGAGAAGAACCGCAUCCACAUGUCUGAGGCCGCGGCGGAGCUGGUGUCGCAGCAGGCGCCAGAUAUGCUGCUGGAGCCGCGCAAGGCCAUGCACAUCAAGGGCAAGGGCAAGAUGCAGACGUACUUCUUGAUCGCAGACGACAUUGACCACGCCAGCAGCAGCGACACGGCAGGUCUGAUGGAGGCCAAGCGUAAGAAGGAUCGAAAGGCCAACGCUGAGGACGAUACGGAGACGGACAGCAACGACGACGAAGAUGACGACGACGACAAAGCCGCCAAUGAUGACAACAGCACCGACACGAAGGCCACCACCAACCCGCCUGCAGAGGAGGCGGACAAGCGCGCCGCGGACGGUCGUGAACAGGACGUGCAGUCACAGCGCACACAGCAGGUGCGGGAGGUGAUGCGUAACGGCAACAUCCACCGCACCAUCACGGAGACGAUGCUCAUGCCGGAGCCGUCUCCGGAGGACGCACCGUCACGCCGGCGGUCAUUGACGGGCAGCAACGGCAGCGCCAUGGGGGAUCGCCACGUCUCCAUCAACAACGUGCUUGAGGUGAUGUACGCCGAGAGUGUGCAGUCUGACGACGUCGACUUUGGGGCUGACCGCAUCAAGGAGGUGGGGGACGCCGUUCGCGCUGCUGAUGCUGCCACCUCCGCCGCUAACAACAGCAAGCAGGAAGCCACCGGCUCUCCAAGUGCAGCCGUGUCCACGCUGGUUGAUGCGCUUGCACAAGGCAACGUCAGCCCAUACGAGAGCGACGAGGAUGACGAGGACGACUAUGACGGCGAGGACAGCUCUGACAUUGCAGAGGAGCUGCCGGGCGCAAUGCCGCGCAUGCUGCGCCAAGACUCGCUGUCUCGACGCAUCGCCAGCAACAUGGAAAGCCCCAUCUUCAACGACGGCAGUAACAGCAACAGCAACAGCGGCAGUGGCAGUGGCAGUGGUAGCGGUAAUGAUGAGCUUGACGGGUUCACACACACGCCAGACAUUGCCCACUCGCCAAGCGAGGAAGGCGAUACGAUUUCCUCGAAGCGCGUGCUUACCGACGCUCACGAGCUCCGUCGCCGCGUUUCCGACGGCAGCGGCAGGAAGAACACGCACCAGCAGGUCAGCGUGCAGCCCGCCACACCGCCCAAGCACAAGAAGGCGCUGAAGAGCACACGUCGCAAGUCCACACCCCGGUCAUCUGCUCCCUCGUCCCCAACGCGUUCUGCCACAAAGGCAAGUGGUACGCGUCGUUCGCGCAGCGCUGGUGCACGCAAGCAGCCGCAGGUACCACCUGUCCGCGAGAUGGAGCUGAUCACGGAUGCCGAUGACAAGCAGAACGAGGUGCUCAUUUGAACCCACAUCGUGCUGUCUGGGCAUCACGGCAGCUGGUGGUUGCACUCCCCCUUGUGAAUGUGUGCAUGUGUACAUGUGGCGUGGAAAGAUGCAUACACAUGUAUGCACAUGCUUGUACACCACGCCAUGCACACGCGCGCUGCUGAUCGCCCAUCACAUCUCCCCUAUUGUUGACACUUCCCGUCCAUCGUGCAAUUGAUUUGAGUGUUUGAUUGUGCGAGGUGUUGCUAUUCAAACACCAUGUCUCCUCCAUGUUCCGUGUUGUACAGUGAAGACAGCGUUGAAUGUUGCUUUAUUCUCUUGCGUUGUUGUGUUGUGUCGCUUGUCACUGGUGUGUAUCGAACUUGCCUGCUUCCCCUGCUGUUGUCCAUUGAAUGUUCGUGCUCUUUGCGCGCACUGUGCUGGGUCUUUUUGUUGCUUGUUGUUUGGGCUUGUCAAUCGCUAGCUCAAGUGCCCCAAAUGGUCCAUGUAAUUGACCCCCCUCCCCUUCCCACAUCGCCCUUCGCAGGCUGUCAAGCAUGGUAUGGUGAAGGCUAUGUUGAAGUUGCUUGUGUCUUUCUUCUUCUGGGGUCGCAUGUCAUUGAUUGUUUGGGUCACUUGCGGUAGGCUCUUGUGUGUGUGUGUGUGUGUGUGUG